UUUCUUCGGCCCAGAUCAGAAUCUGGCCAGGCCUCGCCCUCCCCGACCGGAAUCCUCGUCUCGUCCGGCUCCGGCGAUCUCCUCCUCCCCCGCCGCAGCCGGUCAGCAAUCCGCCCGGGAUGGGGAGCACCUCCUCCAUGCUCACCCAGUACGACAUCGAGGAGGUCCAGGACCACUGCAGCCACGCCUGCGCUGGCUCGCUAGUCUCGCAGCAGGAGAUCGUGUCUCUGUACCACCGCUUCUGCCAGCUUGACCGGAACGGCGGCGGCUUCGUCUCCGCCGACGAGUUCAUGACCGUCCCCGAGUUCGCCGUCAAUCCCCUCUCCCAGAGACUCCUGAGGAUGCUCGAUGGGCUGAACUUCAAGGAGUUUGUGGCGUUUUUGUCGGCAUUUAGCCCCCACGCAAGCCUGCAGCAAAAGAUUGAAUUUAUUUUCAGGGUUUAUGACACCGACUGCAACGGGAAGGUUGCAUUUGAUGACAUCUUGAGUAUCCUGCGAAACCUGACGGGUUCGUUUAUGACAGAGCAACAGAGACAGAAAGUUUUGACUCAUGUGUUAGAAGAAGCCGGCUACACAAAAGAUUCACAUUUCACUCUACCAGACUUUAUGAAGGUUCUAGGCAAUUCUGAUCUCAAGAUGGAGGUUGAAGUCCCCAUUGACUAAGUACUUGUAUCAUCAUGCUGUUGCCCAGAGUGUAUGCUCAUUUAUGUUAGCUUGAGCAGAUGGAUUAUUUAGAUCCUUGUACUUCAAAUCAUGAUCGAAGUUGUAAUUAAGAAACAUCUGUACUUGCUAUAUGGAGGUUUAGCUGACUCUUUUAUAUGUUCUUUACCUCU
Molecule: messenger RNA, 832 nt
Organism: Phragmites australis (common reed)
Lineage: Eukaryota; Viridiplantae; Streptophyta; Magnoliopsida; Poales; Poaceae
Exons: 6
Coding region: 120-662 (180 amino acids)
Molecular function (GO): calcium ion binding
Source: RefSeq, a predicted model, not a curated record